This is a messenger RNA of Caenorhabditis sp. 36 PRJEB53466, 1191 nucleotides long. The record is from the annotation of a GenBank genome assembly. NCBI's taxonomy places the organism in Eukaryota, Metazoa, Nematoda, Chromadorea, Rhabditida, Rhabditidae.
AUGAGCUCCCAGCUCGACUUCCGGCCUCCCGAACGAAUUCUGUGGAUCAUCCUGGCUUAUCUGGCUCAGUUCGUCUUGGUAUUUUCAACUUCGAAUGUCUGAAAACAAGACCCUUUUUCACAUUUUGCCAAUCAGAGUCUUGUACGAGUCAGAAAAGGCGACUAAUCCGAGUAACCAGUGAUAAGCUCGCAGACUCGUUCGUUCUCUGGAUUUCAGAUUUUGGGUGUCACUUUCAGAUUUUUCGGAAGCCUUGGUAGACACACAAAAACUUCCUCUUCUUCCCUUUUUCGUCAUUCUUUUAUUGAAUGUAGCAAGUGCACCGAGAUGAAUUUGAUUUCCGCUCCGAGUCUCAGUCUCUCUUCUCUCUUCUCUUUUCUCAUUCAUACUCAUAUCCAUCCUUUUCUUUACUCUUCUUCAGAUGUACCCGUUCAACAGAACCACAUCGAUCCAUGCUGAAAACGCGAGUCCGAGUCUGGAAUUGCUGGAUGAAGAUGGAACGAAUAGUAAAAUGUACUCGAAUCUGCACGUUCAGGUCAGCCGGAUAAAUCACUUUUCUCCUACUUUUCCGAGUAAUAAAUCUGGAAAACGAAUGAAUGGGUCAUGGGAGUAGAUUGCUUUUCCGUUCUUUUUUCACGGUGGUGUUAAAAGUUAUCGUUUCAGUUUUUCCAUAAAGCUACAGUAGUUGGUUGACCUCUGAUCAUUGAAGUUCGAUUCCGAGUUCAAAUGACUUAGAAUCUUUGAUUAAAUUGAACUUAGCUCCCUGCGGAAUGUUUAGUGCAAAUGGUAAUGAGCAUGACGUGUCUAGGAAGGACGUUUUCGGUCAUCCGUGGGACCCAAAUGUACCCAAAUGCUUCUUGAUCCUUGCUUUGCCACCAGAAAUAGAACAAGCCCGAUUCUGUGGAAAACACGCGAUCGUAAUGGCUCAACUGUGCUCGCAACUCGCGUGUAUUCACCCAUAAUUCCCUCGCCCUACCUCCUUCUUCAUCCCAUUUUACCCGAUUCCAGAUGGAAAAUCAACUGCAAGAAGUUCAGCAAGCGCCACCCGCAUCGCCCGUCGAAAAAACGAUUCUGGCGUCGAUUCUGGAGAUGUCUAAUAUCAACGACAAGUGGGUCAAGACGCUCGAAACGCCGUCCGGCAAGAAAGAGAAGAAGCAGCGGAGCGCCUCGCUUUUCGAGUGCUCCUGGAGGUAA